Sporothrix brasiliensis 5110 is the source of this 1269-nucleotide messenger RNA. RefSeq names its product salicylate hydroxylase. Gene Ontology annotation, biological process: secondary metabolite biosynthetic process. Gene Ontology annotation, molecular function: monooxygenase activity; FAD binding. The record is from RefSeq and is a predicted model, not a curated record. Lineage: Eukaryota; Fungi; Ascomycota; Sordariomycetes; Ophiostomatales; Ophiostomataceae. The coding region runs from base 1 to 1269 and encodes 422 amino acids. The transcript has a single exon.
AUGCCCCCUCUCAACAUUGGCAUCGUCGGCGCCGGCAUCCAGAUGACGCCCAACGUGUCGGUGCUGCUGCAGCGCUGGGGCGUCGACAAGGAAAUCGCCGACAACCUCGUGCGCUUCGAGGAGCUCAACAUGCGGCGCAAGGACGGCACGCCCGUCGGCCACACGAAGAUUGCCACGCUCGAGCGGACGCUCAACCGGCCGUGGUGGGUCGUACACCGCGCGCACCUGCACGCGGGCCUGGUCGAGGUGGCCGAGCGGCUGGGCGUCACGCUGCUGGUAGACGCGGCGGUCACGGCGCUGGCGUACGCGGACAGCCCAUCGGUGACGGUGGCGUCCCGCGCCGGCACGUUUGUGUUCGACCUGGUCGUCGGCGCGGACGGCGUCAACAGCACCACGCGCCAGGCCCUCUUCCCCGACGCGGCGCCCGAGCCGCCGACGACCAACGGCGCGUACCGCGCCGUCGUGCCGUACGAGCAGAUCCGCAAGGACCCUGUGGCGCGCGCGCUCGUCGAGAAGCCGACCAUGGAGGUCUGGAUGGCCGACAACGCCUACAUCAUCACGUACCCCAUCUGCGCCGGCACCAUGUUCAACCUCGUGCUGUCGCACCACCGCCCCGAGAAGCUGCGCGCGACGCAGCACGACGUGCCCCUCGCCGAGCUGCGCGACGAGUACAGGGACUUUGACCCGCGCAUCCGCCGCAUCGUCGGCAUGAUCGACCGCACCGCGCGCUGGCCGCUGCUGGUCGCCGGCCCGCUGCCGUCGUCGUCCUCGCCGCGCAAGAACGUCGUCCUCGCCGGCGACGCCGCCCACGCCAUGGUCAACCACAUGGCCCAGGGCGCCGCCACCGCCAUGGAGGACGGCGCGUUUCUGGGCACGUGCAUCGCCGCCGUCGUCGCGGGCCGGCUGCCGCUCGACGCCGCCGUCGGCCUCUACGAGCGCGAGCGCAUGCCCAAGGCCUUUGCCAAGCAGCAGGUGUCCUUUCUCAACGGCGCCAUCUGGCACCUGCCCGACGGCCCCGCCCAGCAGGCGCGCGACGCCGCCAUGGCGCCCGAGCUGCAGGGCCAGUACUUUGUCAAGAGCAGCAACCUCUACGGCGACCCCAAGACCGUCCUCGACGUCUACGGCUACGACGCCGACAAGCACGCCGCCACGGCGCUGGCGGCGCUGCUCAACGGCGGCCGCGAGCCCGUGGACGCCAGCACGGGCAUUGCCCCGUCGCUCGAGGACGAGUAUGUCAACUGGUUCCAGGCCGAGGCGGCCAAGUUGUGA